Molecule: messenger RNA, 2316 nt
Organism: Bradysia coprophila
Lineage: Eukaryota; Metazoa; Arthropoda; Insecta; Diptera; Sciaridae
Gene: flr
Product: actin-interacting protein 1 flr
Biological process (GO): sarcomere organization; actin filament depolymerization; locomotion
Cellular component (GO): cortical actin cytoskeleton
Molecular function (GO): actin filament binding
Source: RefSeq, a predicted model, not a curated record
AUAUCCAAAUAUGGUUUUUUUACGAACUUGCGCCGUUCCGUUGUAAUCGUUCACAUAAAGUCGCGAUUUUGUCCCAUCGAAUUAAUUUGAUUUAAAUAAUUGUGAAACAGGUGUUUUAAUUCGGCAAACUAUUAGUUAGUGAAAGGAAUAAGUUCAUCAGUCAUUAGCCGACAAGAUUAAUUGCUUGAAAUUACAAUGUCGUACACGAAUAAGUUCAUUUAUGCCACUCUGCCGAGAACGCAACGGGGACAACCAAUUGUGUUAGGUGGAGAUCCGAAAGGAGUCAACUUUCUCUACACAAACGGAAACUCUGUGAUUAUCCGUAAUAUUGAGAAUCCAGCCAUUGCCGAUGUUUAUACGGAACAUUCGUGUGCAGUAAACGUUGCCAAAUAUUCUCCAAGUGGUUUCUACAUUGCAUCUGGUGAUCAAUCCGGCAAAGUUCGCAUUUGGGAUACAGUCAACAAAGAGCACCUACUGAAAAAUGAAUUUCAACCGAUCGGCGGUCCAAUCAAAGACAUUUCAUGGUCGGCUGACAAUCAACGUAUGGUCAUUGUCGGCGAGGGGCGAGAACGUUUCGGUCACGUUUUCAUGACAGAGACCGGAACAUCGGUUGGCGAAAUUAGUGGACAAUCGAAGCCGAUAAAUUCAUGCGAUUUUCGUCCAGCGCGACCGUUUCGAAUUAUUACCGGUUCAGAGGACAAUACGAUUGGCAUUUUCGAAGGACCUCCGUUUAAGUUUAAGAAAACCAAGCAAGAGCAUACCAGAUUCGUGCAGGCGGUUCGUUAUUCGCCAAGUGGACAUUUGUUUGCGUCGGCCGGUUUCGACGGUAAAGUGUUUAUCUAUGACGGUGCGACGUCCGAUUUAGUUGGGGAAGUGGGUAGUCCAGCUCAUAAGGGUGGUGUGUACGGUGUUGCUUGGAAACCAGACGGUACACAGUUGCUCACUUGCUCUGGUGACAAAACAUGUCGGUUGUGGGAUGUAGAAACCAGGGAACUUGUUACCGAAUUCGUUAUGGGAACCACUGUCGAUGAUCAACAGGUUUCUUGUCUAUGGCAAGGAAAUCAUCUCUUAUCCGUAUCCCUAUCCGGCUUCAUCAACUAUUUGGACGUGGACAAUCCAUCGAAACCGUUGCGUAUCAUCAAGGGACACAAUAAACCAAUCACCGUUCUCGGCCUGAGCGACGAUCGAAGCACAAUUUACACAGGUAGCCAUGACGGUGCAAUUACGAAUUGGAAUUCAGGAAACGGAACCAACAAUCGGAUUGCUGGAAACGGUCACGGCAAUCAAAUAAAUGGCAUCCGGGCCUUCGGCGAUUUUGCUUAUACAUGCGGCAUCGACGAUUCAUUGAGGGAGAUUAAUAUCGAGGGCAACACGUACACGGACCAAACAGUGAAACUGAAUAGCCAGCCGAGAGGAUUGGACAUUUUCCGUGAACAAAAUAUCGUCAUUUUGGCAUGCCAGAAAGAGAUUACUGUUGUACAGGACAAACGUGUCGCUAGCAAUCUACCAAUUUCGUACGAAGCCAGCAGCGUUUCGGUGAAUCCAGACACAAUGGAAGUGGCCGUCGGUGGAGACGAUAGUAAAGUUCAUAUCUUCUCGUUGUCCGGAACAACUCUGAGCCCAAAGACUGAAAUCGUGCACUUGGGACCAGUGACCGAUUGUGCUUACUCGCCCGACCGGAAAUAUUUGGUAGCAUGUGAUGCUAACCGUAAGGUCAUUUUGACAUCGGUGGAGGAAUACAAGACGCCUGCUCACAAACAAGAAUGGGGCUUCCAUAAUGCUAAAGUGAAUUGUGUGGCAUGGUCACCGAAUUCAUUGUUUGUCGCUAGUGGAUCCUUAGACACAACGAUAAUUAUUUGGUCAUUGGCUAGUCCUUCGAAACACACCAUAAUCAAAAACGCUCAUCCCCAAUCACAAAUCACUCGCUUAGUGUGGUUGGACAAUGAAACGGUUAUUUCCACCGGACAAGAUUGCAACACCAAAGUAUGGAAUGUCGAACCGUUUUAAGGAAGCUGGAUUGGAAAGUACGUUUUUUUUUUACAAAUUGGCAAUUAUUUUUGGUCGGAUUUGAUUCGGGACCGAUACCAAAAAGCACAAAUGCCAUCAGCGAUCAACAUCCAUCACAAGUUAAUUAAAUCGAUCAAAAACGUUUGCCUAACUCCCCUCCAUGUUAAAUUUUGUUGUUUUUUUUUCGCUUCUUCUUUUCUAACGAGUCAAUUGAGCAAUAUAAGAUUUUACGGAUGAAAAAGGAAUCCAUUUUGUGUGAAAGAAUGCAUUUUGUAACAGUAACCAACAAAUAAAAGUGGGAGUCAAUUG